Molecule: messenger RNA, 2632 nt
Organism: Aspergillus alliaceus
Lineage: Eukaryota; Fungi; Ascomycota; Eurotiomycetes; Eurotiales; Aspergillaceae
Product: anaphase promoting complex subunit CDC23
Exons: 4
Coding region: 367-2403 (678 amino acids)
Biological process (GO): cell division
Cellular component (GO): anaphase-promoting complex
Molecular function (GO): protein binding
Source: RefSeq, a predicted model, not a curated record
GCCCGACCGAUUUCCCCCAAUCAGGAAAUCGGCUAAGAAAUCGGCCUACCCUUGUACACCAGGCACAUCUCUGACAUCUUUCUGACCUCUAUUCCUUUGGACCCGCCUGGUAGGAUUCAUUUGUACUUCAACGCCUUCUUUGGCUUGUCGUGUGGGGUUGGGCUCUUCGGUUGUCUCGGCCAGAAAAAAAAGGGGAAAAGACGAGAGCAAUUUAUCCUGUUUCGCGGAAGCUCCGACAAUACAAACAAUCGCGCAUGGACUUGAUUGGCGCGAACUGCCGCAAUCGACGACGCCCACACCAGCCAACCUCUCCUCCAGAGCUACGACAAUCUGCAGAAACUCCACUCGAGCAUUGCUCUGGUCGCGAUGACGGCGCAGAUUACCGAAGAGAACAUACAGGAGCUCAAGUUCCGGCUUGAGGAUGCCGCCAUAAAAUGCUCCGAGCGCUGUUUAUACCAAUCUGCCAAAUGGGCGGCAGAGAUGCUAGAUGCCAUUGUGCCACUGGACCAAUAUGACACCGACCCCGAAUCCCCAAUGGACGUGCCUGAAACGACCUCGACUCGUCCAAACCCCUACCUCCAAACCCAAGAUCCCGUCGAAGCGUCCCUUGAAGCCCAAGAGUCCUAUAAAUACCUCCUAGCAAAGUCAUAUUUCGAUACGCGCGAGUACGAUCGCUGCGCAGCCGUCUUCCUGCCUCCGACCAUAUCUCCCGUUGCGCUUUCCACGUCGUCGCCGAAUCAAAAGAAGAGACAAUCGUUAACCCCGCAGAAGGGUAAAUCGAAGGCGUCCCAGAACGUCGGAGGGAAGGAUAGCAGUGUGUGCCGGAACCCCUAUCCCAAGUUGAGCCAGAAGUCAUUAUUUCUUGCACUGUACGCCAAGUACCUAGCGGGAGAAAAGCGGAAGGAUGAGGAGACCGAGAUGGUCCUGGGACCAGCCGACGGGGGCGCAGCGGUCAAUCGAGAACUGCCGGACCUUGCGCGGGGCCUAGAGGGCUGGCUGACCGAGCGUCGAGAGAAAGGAUUCGAAGAGCGCAAUCAGGGUUGGUUAGAAUAUCUCUACGGAGUUAUUCUACUCAAAGGCCGAAACGAGGAGGAGGCGAAGAAGUGGCUCAUAAGGAGCGUUCACUUGAACCCAUUUCAUUGGGGCUCCUGGCAGGAAUUGAACGAUCUUCUUUCGAGUACAGAGGAUCUGAAACAAGUCGUCGAUCUUCUCCCUCAAAAUAUUAUGACACUCCUAUUCCAUGUAUACUGUAGCCAGGAACUAUAUCAAGCUACUGAAGACACCUACCAGGCUCUGUCGGAGCUGGAAACAAUAUUCCCCAACAGCGCGUUUCUCAUGACCCAAAGAGCCCUCCUCUAUUAUCACUCCAAAGAUUUUGAAGAGGCAUCACGUAUAUUCACCGAGAUACUGAUUACGUCCCCUCAUCGUCUUGACAGCCUCGAUCAUUACUCUAAUAUACUAUACGUGAUGGGCGCGCGUCCCCAGCUAGCCUUCGUCGCACAAGUUGCAACAGCAACCGACAAGUUCCGACCUGAAACCUGUUGUGUCGUCGGGAACUACUACUCACUUAAAUCUGAACAUGAGAAGGCAGUGAUGUACUUUCGUCGAGCCCUAACACUAGAUCGCAACUUCCUCUCCGCCUGGACUCUGAUGGGCCACGAAUAUAUCGAGAUGAAGAACACGCAUGCGGCGAUUGAAUCAUAUCGCCGCGCUGUUGACGUCAACCGCAAAGACUACCGUGCCUGGUACGGUCUAGGCCAGGCAUACGAAGUCCUCGACAUGUCUUUCUACGCUUUAUUCUAUUACCAACGUGCCGCCGCGUUACGACCUUACGACCCGAAAAUGUGGCAAGCCGUCGGAUCCUGCUAUGCUAAAAUGGGCCGUGUGCCGCAAAGUAUCAAAGCUCUCAAACGCGCUCUCGUGGCUGGCUCCUACUACGCCGAAGAUCCAUCCCUUAUGGGAGGCUCCGGCCGGAAGAUCCUCGACCCAGAAACCCUCCACCAAAUCGCAACCCUCUACGAACGCCUCGGCGAUGACGAAGAAGCAGCCAGCUACAUGGAACUCACCCUGCAGCAAGAAUCAGGCCAGAUGCCUGUAGAAGAUACCUCCGACAACGAAAACGACGACGACCAAUCCGAAGCCGGGACAAAACAACCCUCCCGCCGAGCCCGCCAAUCCUCCUCGUUCAACCAGAAUGACAACGAGGACGACUCCUGGCAUGGAACAGGACCUACAGUCACCACCUCCAAAGCGCGAUUGUGGCUCGCGCGAUGGGCUUUACGAAACGGUGAUCUCGAACGCGCGGAUCAGCUGGCGGGUGAAUUAUGUCAGGAUGGAGUAGAGGUUGAGGAGGCGAAGGCAUUGAUGAGAGAUGUAAGAGCUAGAAGGGAAGGCGAUGAAUAAAUAACUUUAUCCAGAUAGUCCAUUUUGCAUUAUUAAGGUUCACCAGGGGCGGAUUGAUUUCAUUCUUACAAUAUGGUAGCGAGGCGUUUGUGCUGGGCGUGCUUACAACUUGACGUUUGCAUUCUGCGGCUAGGUGUCGGCAUUAUAUAGGGAUUUACUAUGGUUAUUUAUUGCAAAUAUCAGUACAGCGUAUAAGCAACAGAUAGAAGCCGUUAGCUCUUCUGACAAA